AUGCAAGCCUCAGAGGAGAGCGCUCUUACAGUGGUGGAGCCCAAUGGGGAUUCAUAUGCAGAUGCCAACUUGAAUGAGAAAAACCUGGGCACCAAAUAUAUAUAUACGACUGAGGGCCAAUUGAUACCGGCCGACGAGGACCACAACACUUCCACUAUGGACUUAAACGCCCAAGACGCUGAUGGACAGAUGAGCGAUGAACAUCAGCCCGAUGGGUCCUCAACCCCCGUUAAAGGCGAUUCGACUGCUCCUGGUCUACAAACGCCUCACCAGCUCAAUGAGCAAGAGGCUGCCGAAGGACAAACAGAACCUCAAGUGACUGUUGAACCCGUUUCUGAUAAGUCCUCUGAAAACAGCCAGCCAAACUUGGAAGUUUCCGAUGCAAAAGAGGAACCAAGUGCAAUGGAUGAAGACGAAACACAUAUACAAAGUCUGAAGUCCAAUCCGGCCAUUGAAGUUCAGUUGGACGAAUCUGUGGAUGAAGACAAGCCAAAAAUUGACGAUUCGGACAGUUUCCAAACGAGCGGGGAAGAAAUCAUAACGCUGGAACAUAAAAUAGAGGACGAAGAGAUAGAAAUCUUAGAAGAAAUAGCUGUAACUAAAGUCAAAGAAGAGGAAGCGACUGUUUCGGAGAAACCCUCGCCUCGGCCCAGGGGCCGCAAAUUGAAAACGGACAUUCCCUUGCAUAUCUUGGGGCACGACGUCAAUAAACCUAUGGAUAACGUUCUCAACGGAAAAUCCCCCAAACCCAGUGUUUUAAGGGUGGGCGUGCGGGUGCCUUAUCGCAACUUGACCAGCCAGAUUGUUUCGAAAAAGGAAAUCGAGGAGGAAAUACUGGAAAGGGGCAAGAAAAAGCGCACCGAGAAGAAAGAUGCAACUUUUGCGCAGCAACUCACAUCAAGACUAGCUAAGAGAAUUGUUGAAGCUGAUGAAUCUGCGAAGACCAGCAAAAUUGCAAAGACGCAGGAAGAGCCUGUUUCCCAAGAAAGUGACUUGGAGGUUGACAAAAACGCCUCUGGCCCAGAACCGAAAGCAUCCCUGGACAACAUUGAUCUAUUGGCGAUUUUAGAAGGUGACGGCGAUCCAGAUCCAACUACGAUUGUAUCGGAAAAAGUUCAGGACAAAGAAACCACUUUAACCGAUGAAACAAAUUUGAAGAACCUAGAACGGGAAAUUGCGUUGCAGCAGCUGCAUGAUCUGCCCUUUCUGACCCCGAAACCGAAGCUACUCAAGGGAAGCAAAUUUAAAGUAUAUUCCAAAGGAUCAUUAACUGGUCAGAAGACAGCAGAAUUGCCCUCUACCGAAAAACCCGCAUCUGUAACUAAAUUGCAAUCAGUUAAAAACAACAUCUCCAUGUCACGGUUGGAAGUGAACAAGCCAGUGAAAACGAACACGGCGCUUAAAACCUAUUCGCGCAAGAGAAAAUCCACGGAAAAUGCAGUACAGGCGGUUGCCCCAACAAAGAAACCGAACGUUGCCAUCCCUGUGGAGGUUGAGCCGAAAUCUGCAACUCCUUCACCGGCAGCUGAUGCCGCAUACGUGACCAAGAGCUCUAGAGUGAUUUGGGACCCGGACGAGGCAAGCUCCAAAGCAAAGGUUCAGGGUUCCAAAGUGGAAGCCACACCGCCAAAGACUUUGCAGUCGCCGAAAGCUGUUCAGCCAAAAAACGAGAAUAAAUCAGCCGAGCCAGCGAAAAAGGCAGCGGAAAUCAAAGCCAAGCCCGAUAAAAAAGCGGAGGAAAAACGUCUGGUUAAGAGGGCGAGUAUUGUGGAGAAAAAGGUCAGCCCUUCUCCGAAACAGUUGCAAAAGGUGAAGAAACCGCGAACCGAAGUCGACAAGCUGCUGGGCGAUGAAGGCGCUAUCAAAAUGCUGUACGACUUGAAGAAUUCGGAAAAUUCUGGGGAGGAGAGACGCAAAAAGACUGUAUUUUCAGUUGAGAAAACUUUCAAGGAUCUGGCGAAAAAGGCCAAUCAAAUCAAAACUGACCUAGUGAAUACGUCCGCUUCGGAAACACCGAAGGUUUUGCGCAGAAAGGACGGGUUUCCAUCAAGUGCGAAUCAGAAAAGCGCUUUGGCGGCUGCGGCCCCAACUGUUGCAACGCCCGGCCCAAUAAGCAGGCAGAAAUCGAAGGAUUCUGCUAGAAGCUCGCCGCCUGCCUCCCCGUCUUUUCCCUAUCCGAACGAAGUCUCCUAUUUGAUCAGGCGAAGAUCCAGCAGCUCCAUUUCCAGUACAGCUGAAGAUACAGGCGAAAGCGUGGAUCUGGAUGUUUCUGAAGAUGAUGAUGAUGAAGUGGAUGCUUCAGAGCCGAAAAAGAAGCCGGUCGCGCCAUUGAGUGAUCCCCUUGAAGUGAAACUCGCGAAAAAGUCCCCAGAAUUGGCCAAGGCCCAGAAGCGCCUAGAAAAUCGCAUGGGCACCUACAAUACGUUCACUUUGAAGAAAAUUAAUAACAGCGUUACCAUUGAGCUGUACACGACCGAUGAACCGUUCUACUUUACUUCAGAGCUUUUGGGCGAGCUGACAGCUGCUUUGGGCAAAAUAUCCGAAGAAAAUGACUGCCAAGUAGUGUUAAUAAAGUCCAGCAGCGCAAAGGUUUUCAGCAGGGGCAUUGACUACAAGUUUUUGGUUUCUGAUAAGGAGAAUAUCCGCCUGCAGAAGGCCAAAGAGUUGGCAAGCCAAGUGAAGGCCUUUCUGCAUUGUCUGAUGGGUUUUCCUAAGGUUCUGGUGGCAGGCAUUCAAGGAGAAUGUGCAGGCGUGGCCGUAACUAUUCUGCCCUUGUUCGACAUAGUUAUUGCUAGUGACGAUGCUCAGUUCAGCACUUCUUAUAGUGCGCUUGGUUGCGUUGCGGAAGGCGCAUUUUUGUUGACUGUUCCUCAUGUGUCCAGCUACGGAUUGGCAGGAGAGCUGUUGUUGGCGUCCCAAAAACUGACCGCUGACGAGGCGUACAGGCGCGGUUUAAUAUCGAAGCUGUGCUGGCCGGAGAAGUAUCAAGACACUGUAAAAGCCACUGUGGCCGCAGUCGCUCAAGGGUCUAUCCAGAGUUUGGAGGCAACCAAAAAAAAUCUUCGCCUCAAUGUUAGAGCGGGCUUUGAGCAGUCCAUCGACUCCAUGGAGCUGGAAUUGAUCGAGCACUGGAUAAGUGGGGAGUGUCAGACUAAUUUUAGCAACUUGGAUUAA
Messenger RNA from Dendroctonus ponderosae (mountain pine beetle), 3174 nucleotides. RefSeq names its product neurofilament heavy polypeptide (gene HIPP1). The coding region runs from base 1 to 3174 and encodes 1057 amino acids. The record is from RefSeq and is a predicted model, not a curated record. Lineage: Eukaryota; Metazoa; Arthropoda; Insecta; Coleoptera; Curculionidae. The transcript is spliced from 20 exons.